Messenger RNA from Rhinichthys klamathensis goyatoka, 1462 nucleotides. It is a transcript of the gene mss51, whose product is annotated as MSS51 mitochondrial translational activator. NCBI's taxonomy places the organism in Eukaryota, Metazoa, Chordata, Actinopteri, Cypriniformes, Leuciscidae. The transcript has 6 exons. The coding region runs from base 96 to 1235 and encodes 379 amino acids. The record is from RefSeq and is a predicted model, not a curated record.
ACUCGCACAGGCGCGCGCGGGUAUAAAACACCGACAGACCCGCUAACUAACAUCGUCUCAGCUUCACUUCAUCUGUCAACGUGUGACCGUAAACAAUGAACGACUCCAGCAGUGUUUCACACAGCAAGGCCAAUAAGCCUCUUACGUUCCGCUCAACGAAGGAGAUGUUUGAGAAAAUGGAGGAAUCAUUCAAAAUAUGUGCGCGGUGUGAGAGAGUCCCAUCACAGGUCCCGGGUCCGCUAAAGCGAUGCACACGCUGUCUGAAUGUGUAUUACUGCAGUAAAGAGUGUCAGAAGAAAGACUGGCCUCAACAUAAACUCUACUGCAACAAACUGUGCAUGGCGGCGGUGGACAGACACGUCGAGUGGAUCCUUUUUAAAGGAGAUCUUCCUUUCCAUACGGAGGUGUGGUCUCGUCCUGCUAACAAAGUAAGUUGUUGGAAGGACUGGUUGUCUAUGCAAGGAGAUCUGACACCCCGUCUGGAGCCAAUCCUGUCCGGGAAAAACAUGACAGAUCUCUGGACCAAUGGCUGCAGGCCGAGGCCCGAGGAGGCGGAGCUUCGUGAGUCUGUGUGGCGGGUGUGCAGCGAGUUCUUCUCUCGGCCCCUGACGGUUGGAAUGGGACUGAGGAUGUUUAACUUGGAUCCGUACUCUCGGCCCCUCACCAUCCACGUGGUCGGAGCCGGUCACAACGAGACGCUGGGAGCCAGAGUCUCCGACAUGGACGAGCUCAGCCGCAUGUUCCCGGGGCACCAGGGGCUGGAGGUGGUGAUGGUGGGGCCCGAGGUCGUCCAGGGGCCCAUCAUGAGGCCUCCGCUGAGGGCGUUCGGACCCCGGGGAAGAGUUUACAUCAGCGCUUACAAGGGCCUUUACCACCAGUUCUGGGAGGAAGUUGUGGAGAAAGGAGAAGCAGCCAAACCAGAUCUAGUGGUUGGAUUUCACCCAGGGUUUGACGGACAGGAAGUGAGUCAGGAUUGGUUGGCGACGCUCCUGCUGCUACGAGAUUACAAUAUCCCGACUUUAUUCACCAUGAUCAAUGAAGCAGAGCUACAGACUUCUCUUCAGAUAUUCUUGGAGUUGGAGAUGCAUGUUAAGGACUCCGGCUCAAACCCCUUCAGCUCUCUGAAACCUGAACAACUGCCAAAAAGCCCCAACAAAGCACCCGUUUACUGCAACGCUCACUACAUUUCUUUCUGUGGACUGCUGGAGAUGAAAGAGGAGGAAGAACAGAACUAAAACUGGAUAUUUUAACCGAAACUUAACCUCUAUUUUAUUUAAAAGAUAAUGCUAGUGACUGUAGAAGACAGACUUUAGUAGUUUAUGUGUUGAAUGAAAGUCUACAAGUAGUGUAAUGUUUGUUAUGUGAUGUUUUUUUUCCAUACAAGGCUUAUAAGAAUGAAUUUUGUUUAGGAUCAAUGCAUUUAAUAUAAUAUCAAAAUAUAUAAAUUUAUACAGUACGUCCA